This is a messenger RNA of Mercurialis annua (annual mercury), 1616 nucleotides long. RefSeq names its product probable inactive purple acid phosphatase 29. The record is from RefSeq and is a predicted model, not a curated record. The transcript has 4 exons. Lineage: Eukaryota; Viridiplantae; Streptophyta; Magnoliopsida; Malpighiales; Euphorbiaceae. Bases 190 to 1350 code for a protein of 386 amino acids. Gene Ontology annotation, cellular component: cytoplasm. Gene Ontology annotation, molecular function: hydrolase activity, acting on ester bonds.
GUUUCGCUCUGCAUAUUGUUGUGACUUUAAUUUCCGCAUUUACUUCGAAAGCUAUGUUUUCUUGACUAAUCAACUACGGAUUACUUUUCACGCACAAUUGACUUCUUCUUACAUUAAUUCUCAUAGUCUCCAUUUAUUUAUACUUUCUAAAACUAGUUUAAACGAACACAAACUUUGAAGAAGGAAAAAAUGGUGUUGGAGAGGAAAUUACUAUGUCCCUCUCCUUCUCACUUGCUAGUUACUGUGUUAGCUUUGUCUCACUUGCUAGUGCUUGCAUUAGGUGCCCCGAAACAGCUGCGUUUUCGGAACAAUGGAGAGUUCAAGAUCCUCCAAGUUGCUGAUAUGCACUUUGCUGAUGGAAACACUACGCCUUGUUUGGAUGUGUUGCCUACCCAAAUGCCUACUUGCUCUGAUCUCAACACCACCGCCUUUAUCCGCCGCAUGAUUCGUGCUGAGAACCCUGAUUUAAUCGUUUUCACCGGGGAUAAUAUCUUUGGAUUUGAUGCUACCGACGCAGCGAAAUCGCUGAAUGCAGCGUUUGCGCCGGCAAUUGAAUCGAAUAUACCGUGGGUGGCUGUUUUAGGUAACCAUGAUCAAGAAUCUACCCUUUCUAGAGAAGGGGUUAUGCAGCAUAUUGUUGGUCUUAAAAAUACUCUUGCUCGAGUUAAUCCUGUGGAAGCACAUGGUAUUGAUGGUUUUGGAAAUUAUAAUAUUGAGGUCGGUGGUGUUAAAGGUUCAAGAUUUGAAAAUAAAUCAGUUCUUAAUCUUUAUUUUCUUGAUAGUGGUGAUUACUCUACUGUUCCAUCAAUUCCUGGUUAUGGUUGGAUUAAACCCUCUCAGCAGUUUUGGUUUCAACUCACUUCUCGAAGGCUUCGGAGAGAAUACAUGAGCAACCCUCAGGCUCAGAAAGGACCAGCACCUGGACUUGGUUACUUUCAUAUCCCAUUGCCUGAAUAUGCAAGUCUUGAUUCGUCAAACUUCACGGGGGUGAAACAAGAAGCAGGCAUUAGCUCUCCUUCUGUGAACUCGGGUUUCUUCACGACUAUGGUGGAGGCUGGAGAUGUGAAGGCUGUUUUCACCGGACAUGAUCAUCUGAAUGACUUUUGUGGUCGGCUAAACGGUAUUCAGCUCUGUUAUGCUGGGGGUUUUGGAUACCACGCGUAUGGGAAAGCUGGAUGGUCAAGGAGGGCAAGGGUUGUGGUUGCAUCUUUGGAGAAGUCGCAAAACAGAGAGUGGGGUGCUGUCAAGUCGAUCAAAACAUGGAAACGCCUCGAUGAUCCUAAUUUCACUGCCAUAGAGGGUCUAGCCCUAUGGAGCAAGGGCCCUACAGGAGCACGGAGAAGGAACUGAAUCAUUAGAGCUCGAGUAAUAGCACAUCUGCACAUGAUACAGAUUACUGCAUUGAUAGCCAACAACUUUAAUAAAGGAUUAGGAAUACCCUCUAAAUCUUGCCACUCAGAAAUGUUUAGGAUGUUGUAUCAAUUGUAGACUGAUAUAUGUAACUUUUGAACGAUAAUUGGAUAAUAAUGAUUAUAAAUAGAACAGUGAUUUGAUCAAUAAUGAUUAUGAAUAGAACAGUGAUUUGAUCAAUAAAGAGAACCUGGAUCAUUUGAUUA